AUGCACUUCACAAGAAACUACACCAAGUCCGAAAUGGUCCUAUCGGAAACCACAAUGAUCUAUUGGAGUAACUUCGCGAGGACGGGGAACCCCAAUGAAGCUCCAGAAGGAGAUUCCUCCCAUGGAGGAAGGCAAGAAAGGAGCAGAUUCAAGAACGUCGAAUGGACAGCAUACGAGGGCGUUCACAAAAAAUACCUCAAUUUAGACACCAAGCCGAAGCUGAAGAACCACUAUCGCGCCCACCGGCUCUCCUUCUGGCUCAACCUGGUGCCGGACCUGCACCGCCCGGGCGGCGACGACGUGCCCCCCGCCCACCACCGGCUGCCGCCCGACGACGACCCGCCCACUGCGCCACCGCCUACCCUGAAUCCCCGGCGGCCGCCCACCACGGAGGGCGCGCCCGGGCAGCCGGCCAGGGCGGGCGGAGUGCUGGCGGGGACGGCGGGGUCUGCCUUCGAGUCGACGGAGAGGGUAGAGGAACUAGGAGGUAUCAGCACCACAAGCCAUCCCAUCGAAGAUGGCUUCGCCGCCUACUCGACAGCGCUCAGCGUCACGAUUGCCAUCGGCUGUUCGCUCCUCAUCCUCAACGUCCUCAUCUUCGCUGGGGUCUACUACCAGCGUGACAAGACGAGGAUGAACGAGAACAACGGUGGCAGCCACCAGCCGAAGAAGCGCAACGAGAACGGCCAGAUGCCCAACAACAUCUGCGGCGACCUCGAGAGCAGCAUCAUGGGCGUGAAGGGCGACCCCGCCACCAUCCUGGGCCACCACCACUCGCACCACCAGCUGCCGCCCCCGGAGUUCGCGGACCUGCCGCAGAACAACUCGACGUUGCCGCGACCGCCGCCGCCGCCCAAGCUCUCCAAGGCCAACGUCAACACGCUUUCUGCGCACCAGGUGCCAGAGAACCAGCCUCUGCUGUCCGCGCACGGCAUUCAGCUGAUGCACACGGGCACGCUGACCAAGAAGAACACGCAGAUGAACGCGAAGCACAACAUCAAGAUGGAGGAGCUGCGCGUGUGA
This is a messenger RNA of Phaedon cochleariae (mustard beetle), 1023 nucleotides long. The record is from the annotation of a GenBank genome assembly. NCBI's taxonomy places the organism in Eukaryota, Metazoa, Arthropoda, Insecta, Coleoptera, Chrysomelidae.